AACCUAGUUGGGCGUGGCCCGACUUUCCCACGUGGACUAGAACCAAGCUUUUUGGCUUUUCAAGCAAGAUGAGCUCUGUAGCUUUCAGUAGCGAUGGAGUAGAGGUGAUCUCGAGACAAUUGGAGACGGAGCUGACUCUGGGAGGUACUGACAGAUCGCGUGAGCAACUGGAGGCCUUCUAUGAGCUGGAGAGAUGCUCUGCAUUCAUUACUGACAAUGACUAUCACAGGGUGGCCCUCCAGUUCCCUGACCAGUACCUGUGUGACUCUCACUGGGUGGCAUUACGACUGAGGGAGACCACACAACAUGAGGUAUUCAUCCUGGCAGACACCUCCUAUGGAAGCUGUUGUGUGGAUGAGGUGGCCGCAGAUCAUUUGGGAGCUGACUGUAUCGUGCACUUUGGACCCUCCUGCCUCACACAGACGAGGAGACUACCAGUGUUGUACGUGUUUGGUCUGGAGGCUAUGGAUGUGAGUGUGUGUGUCACUGCAUUCAGACAACUGUUCACUGACACUGAGGACCGGAUACUAGUGCUCUACCAUACCUCAUACUCACACUGCAUAGGUGGUUUAGAGGAAGCUUUGACAAGUGAUUAUUCUCAUUGUGUUUUCUCAAAUCUUGUUGUGCCCGUGUCUGAUCGUACCUCCGAUGUUUCCAUGGGAACAGAGCCGAGGACGGCGUGUAAUUGCUCUCAAGGAGCCUCUAGUGAUGAUGCUGAUAGUAGAACGUGUGUUGAGCGUGACACACUCAUCGGCAACAAAGAUCAAGUAGAGGAUACUGCCACACCCAUCAACGAGGCAGCCCCUGUGAUUACCCCGCCUAAUGAUGUAACUGACUCUACGUAUCACAGGUUUGGCCGUGAGUUCACCCUGGCUGGUCCCCUGGAGAGCUACUCAGUGUUCUACGUGGGGGGAGAGGGGGCCACCCUCAACAACCUCAUGCUCAACCUCACUCAGUGUCAGUUCUACAGUCAUGACCCAGUACACUGUGUGAGCAGGAGGGAGACACUCAAUAUAAACAAGGCUCUGGGGAGAAGAUACUACCUGAUGCAGCGAGCUAAGGAAGCCAGGACUGUGGGCAUUCUAGUAGGCACACUGGGAGCAGCUAAUUAUUUGGAGAGCAUACAGAGACUCAAGGACAUGCUGAGAAGGGUUGGGAAGAAGUACUACACUAUAGCGGUGGGCAAGCUGAACAUCCCCAAGAUGGCCAACUUCCUGGAGGUGGAUGUGUUUGUGCUAGUGGCCUGUCCUGAGAACAGUCUUCUUGACUCUAGUCAGUUCUAUAAGCCGGUGGUCACACCCUACGAGAUGGAAGUUGCCUGUAACAGGUCUCGACAGUGGGGUGGGGACUACACUACUGACUUCACUGAGCUGCUACCAGGUGCUGCCUUCCAUGUGCCGACUGGGGACGAUAAUGAAUUGGAGCCGGAGUUUUCCCUCAUCAGUGGAAGUCUAAUACCAGGCAGAGCUGAGAGUGAUGAGCAAGAUAUUUCAUCAACUGCUCUGGUUCCACGGUCAAAGAUGGAAGUGGCCGUACAGAAAUCAGCUGCUGCCUCUUUUCUACACUCUCGCUCGUGGCAAGGUUUGGAGCAGCAGCUCGGACAGACGGAGGUAAUCGUGGCAGCAGAGGGGAUAAGCGGAGUGGCAGCUGGCUACGCUCAUGAACCAUCAGAGAACUGAACAGUUGCUAUUUCACACCUGAACAGUUGCUAUUUCACACCUGAUCACUUGCACUUUUGUGUUUAUUUUUAUAAAAUUUAAUUUGCAACAUUCAUAAUCAAUCAAAUG
Molecule: messenger RNA, 1787 nt
Organism: Halichondria panicea
Lineage: Eukaryota; Metazoa; Porifera; Demospongiae; Suberitida; Halichondriidae
Product: 2-(3-amino-3-carboxypropyl)histidine synthase subunit 2-like
Exons: 15
Coding region: 69-1679 (536 amino acids)
Biological process (GO): protein histidyl modification to diphthamide
Molecular function (GO): 2-(3-amino-3-carboxypropyl)histidine synthase activity
Source: RefSeq, a predicted model, not a curated record